UGUCAGUGCGCCCCUGCCCGGGUCUCCAGAUCACCCGACCGCCGCCGCGGCGCGGACGCUCUGGUGGGCGCGCACGCGUCCGCGCCCCGCCCCCCCCUGGCGCGUCCGCCAGGUGCGCGCGGCGUUCCGAGAGCUGGACGGCUGGGUGCAGAAGCAGCGGCUCCGGGACGAGGACGGGCCCAGCGACCUCAUCACCCAGCUGAUCUGCUGCCAGGCGCAGGCCGCGGAGAAGUUGCAGAUGCAGCAGAUCAUGGUGCCCUGGAGCAUGCGGAUCGGGUGGCUCCUCGCGAGGGCGCGGCGGCGGACGCUGGGGAGCAGCCUGGCGAGGUGGCAGGCCGCCGCCGAGCCGCCGUCAGGCGACGAGCGGUACGAGGACCGCACGGGCAGCGAGGCCUCGCCGUCGCACGGCAGCGCUGCGCGCUGGAGCAGCAGGAGCCAGAACUCGCCUGCAGGGGCCCCCCUGGGCGAGGUGGCCCGCCGUGCCGCGCAGCUCAACCGCGCCUCCGCCGCCGGAGCGCCGGCGCCGGCGCGGAUGCGGGAGUGACGGCGUGCCA
Molecule: messenger RNA, 554 nt
Organism: Prorocentrum cordatum
Lineage: Eukaryota; Dinophyceae; Prorocentrales; Prorocentraceae
Source: the annotation of a GenBank genome assembly